AGGACAGAUCUGUCAUUUUACAAAACUCCUCGUUUUUAAGAAGGCGGAUUUAGAAACAAAAUAACAAAGAGAUUGUGAAGAUAAUGGAGAGGGUGUGUUGCAUGUGCGGCGACGUUGGUUUUUCCGACAAGCUUUUCAGAUGCGGUCACUGCCGCAGUCGCUUCCAACACUCUUAUUGCAGCAACUACUACAGCGAGCUUGCGGAGGCUACCGAAAUUUGCGACUGGUGCCGGAGCGACGACCGGAAGCUAGGCAAGGUUGCUAUACAUGGAGGUUCUUCUUCUUCAAUAUCCCUAAACAAUUAUGAAAAUGACGAUGAUAAUCAGUACUUCACAAACCGAUCGGAAUAUUCGUCCGGCGGCGGGAUCAAGCAUAGCAAUAACCGUCACGAUCAAGUGGCCAAAAGCGUUGUCGGAGCUGGAGGCGGAGCGCCGUCGCCUAGGACGGCGACACGAAGGUACAAGCUUCUCAAAGAUGUCAUGUGUUAAUCACUUAAUUUAUCAGUGAUUAUAUAUAAUUUCUAUAUAUAUAUAUAUAUGUAUAAUUAGCCACUACCGAGGGAACCAAAGAAAAAAAGAAACGCCAUCUUCAUCCUUUUCACCUUUGUACUAGCUACUAUUUUUUUUUUUUUCUUCUCGACUCAAAGCUACUAUUUGUUUACAAUAAAAUAUGUGUGUGUGUUUAGCGUGAGUUUGUGUUUAAUUCUUAA
This is a messenger RNA of Capsella rubella, 709 nucleotides long. RefSeq lists its product as uncharacterized. The record is from RefSeq and is a predicted model, not a curated record. Bases 84 to 488 code for a protein of 134 amino acids. The transcript is spliced from 3 exons. NCBI's taxonomy places the organism in Eukaryota, Viridiplantae, Streptophyta, Magnoliopsida, Brassicales, Brassicaceae.